Messenger RNA from Stylonychia lemnae, 642 nucleotides. Lineage: Eukaryota; Ciliophora; Spirotrichea; Sporadotrichida; Oxytrichidae. The record is from the annotation of a GenBank genome assembly.
AUGUCAAUCAAGAUUCACUAUUUCGCAGGCUACGGAAGAGCUGAGGCUAUAAGAAUGCUUCUUGCUCACGCUAAAGUUCCUUAUGAAGAUGUUCACUACACCUUCGCUCAGGUACCUGAAGUUAAGGCUUCUGGCAUUCUUGAGUUCGGUCAACUCCCAGCAGUUGAAAGAGAAGGAAAAUUCUAUUGUCAAUCAGUUGCAUGCCUUAGAGGUCUUGGCAUCAUGUUGGAGAACGGAUACUAUCCAACUGACGCCUACCAAGCUUAUUUGGUUGACUCAAUUGUUGAUGCAGUAGGAGAUAUUUACUUUUCCUAUUUCACUGCUGCUUUCAAUCCAAAUGAAGAUGCUAAGAAAGCUCAAUUAGAAGCCUUUUUAGCUACAACUCUUCCUAAAUUCCUCGCUGCAUUCGAAAAGAGACUUGAAGGCAAUUCAAGCCCAGACAAGAUUGUAGGUGACAAGCACACAAUUGCUGAUUUCGCUCUUGCUGGCUUAGCUUACUCAUCUUUCUUAAAUGAAGCCAAUCCAAUGAAAGCUCAAACUUUAGAAGUUGCCAGCAAAUUCCCUAAGUUAUUGGACUAUUUCAAUGGACUCGGUGAGACCCUCAAGGAGCACCUCGCUACCAGAAAGCCAUCUCCAUGGUGA